Messenger RNA from Rhodotorula graminis WP1, 1734 nucleotides. RefSeq lists its product as uncharacterized. The transcript has 8 exons. NCBI's taxonomy places the organism in Eukaryota, Fungi, Basidiomycota, Microbotryomycetes, Sporidiobolales, Sporidiobolaceae. Gene Ontology annotation, cellular component: nucleolus. The record is from RefSeq and is a predicted model, not a curated record. The coding region runs from base 1 to 1734 and encodes 577 amino acids. Gene Ontology annotation, molecular function: protein binding. Gene Ontology annotation, biological process: ribosomal large subunit assembly.
AUGUCGACCGUCGUCCCGCCUCGCCCCAAGCGCCAGCGCCUCACGGCACCGUCGGUGGCCGCUGCCGCCGUCGCCGCCCAGGGCCCCGUGCAGACCAUCAUCUGCCAGUUCCGCAACGCCCAGGACGGCACCCUGCUCGGCCCGUCCGUGUCGCUGCUUGCCGACACGACUCGCGAGGGCCUCGAGCUCCUCGCCAACAACCUCAAGGGCACGGCCGAGGACCCGGUCCCAUUCUCGUUCCACCUCCAGCUCCCGUCGACCGCCGCACCGCCCGCCGAGGACGGCAAGCCCACCGCGCCCGAGGAGGGCCUGCGGCUCCCCAUCGCGCGCUCGAUCCACGCCGACCUCCUGUCGCACCCCAAGCACGCCAACAAGCUCAGCACCGAGGACGUGUUUGUCAUCGACUGCGAGCCCGAGGCCGUGUUCCGCGUCAGGGAGAUCAGCCGGUGCAGCAGCAGCCUCGACGGUCACGCCUCGCCAAUCCUGUGCGCCUCGUUCUCGCCGACAGGCCGGUUCCUCGCGACGGGCUCGGGCGACAACACGUGCCGGCUGUGGAACCUCGACUCGGAAACGCCCGCGGCGACGCUCGCCGGCCACACCGGGUGGCUCCUGUGCGUCGAGUGGGACGGCCUCGAGCGCCAGGUCGCGACGGGCAGCAUGGACAACUCGGUGCGGCUGUGGGACCCCAAGACGGGCAAGCAGGUCGGCGAGCCGAUGAGGGGCCACUCGAAGUGGAUCACGAGCCUCGCGUGGGAGCCCAUUCACGUGUGCUUGUCGGCCGCCCACAGCAACGCCUCGCAGCCCCGGCUCGCGUCGUCGUCCAAGGACGGCACGGUGCGCGUGUGGAACGCCAUGCACCGCAAGAUGGACUUUGCGCUCGGCGGGCACACGGCGUCGGUCAACGUCGUGCGGUGGGGCGGCGAGGGCGUCAUCUACACGGCGAGCAGCGACAGGACGGUCAAGCUGUGGGACGGCAAGGCGGGCAAGCUCAUCCGAACUUUGUCCGAGCACGCCCACUGGGUCAACACGAUGGCGCUCAACACCGACUUUAUCCUGCGCACGGGCCCGUUCGACCACCUCGCCAAGGCGCCCAAGACGGAUGACGAGGCCAAGGAGCUCGCCCUCAAGCGCUACACGGCCUUCACCUCCCGCACGCCCGAGCAGCUCAUCACGGGCUCGGACGACCACACGCUCUUCCUGUGGCCGCCCGUCAACUCGUCGGGCGAUGCGGCCGUCGCCAACCCGAAAAAGCCCGUCGCGCGCCUCACGGGCCACCAGAAGCAGGUCAACCACGUCGCGUUCAGCCCGGACGGCAAGUACAUCGCGAGCGCGGGCUUUGACAACGCCGUCAAGCUGUGGGACGGCCGCACGGGCAAGUUCAUCGCCUCGCUGCGCGGCCACGUCGCCGCCGUGUACCGCAUCUCGUGGUCGGCCGACUCGCGCAUGCUCGUCUCGGCGUCCAAGGACUCGACGCUCAAGCUGUGGGACCUCAAGACGUUCAAGAUCCGGGUCGACCUCCCCGGGCACAGCGACGAGGUGUACUGCGUCGACUUUGUCGCCGACAAGAUUGCGAGCGGCGGCAGGGACAAGAAGGUCAAGAUGUGCGUCGGCCUCGGCUCUCUUUCCCUUUCUUCUCGGACGUACCGCAGGCGGGCUCGGGAGCGCCAGAUGCGGCACCCGCGUCGGGCCAGAACUGACACAGUCGACGGGCGCGCAGCUGGAGGCACUAGAUGA